Molecule: messenger RNA, 2251 nt
Organism: Oreochromis niloticus (Nile tilapia)
Lineage: Eukaryota; Metazoa; Chordata; Actinopteri; Cichliformes; Cichlidae
Gene: cdip1
Product: cell death-inducing p53 target 1
Exons: 6
Coding region: 272-892 (206 amino acids)
Biological process (GO): intrinsic apoptotic signaling pathway in response to DNA damage by p53 class mediator
Cellular component (GO): nucleus; cytoplasmic side of lysosomal membrane; cytoplasmic side of late endosome membrane
Molecular function (GO): zinc ion binding
Source: RefSeq, a predicted model, not a curated record
UGAGCAGCAGCUCGUGUAACUCCUGAUUAAUGACGUCAGGUGUAAAUCCAUCUCGACGGAUGUUGACUCUCCUCAGGAGGGACGGAGCUGCUAACGUCAAGCAACUUCACGCAGCGGGCUGGCGUCUCAUCUACAACCAGGGUGUGGCAGAUCUCAGGCUUCUCUGGAGGAAUCCUUAAUUUCAGUCACAUCAGGGGGGAAGGUCAACCUGUCGAGUUGUGAGUGGCGCUUACGUGUCCGACCCGUUUGCUAGUUCAGACAUCCGGCCAGUAUGUCCAGCGAUCCUCCCCCUCCGUACCCCGGAGGUCCCAGUGCGCCCCUCAUCCAGGAGAAAAAUGGACAACCUGAAGCGGUAAGGACUGCUCCUCCACAGGGACAACCCCUACCUCCAGACUAUGGUCCACCACCCUAUGAGGCCCCACAGCCAGGCUUCCUACCACCACAUGUCCCUGGGGAAGGGCCCAUGCCAAUGCCCAUGCCUAUGCCUCCACCACCACAAGGUGGCCACUACCCACCACCGCCACCUGGUCACUUUCCUCAACCGAUGCCAGGACAGAUGGGCCCGGGUCCUGGUCACUUUGUCCACAUGGGAGGUCACACAGCGACCGUCCUGGCUCCUCCAGGAGCAGCCACCACUGUGACCGUUCUGCAGGGUGAAAUGUUUCAGACUUCACCAGUGCAGACUGUGUGUCCGCACUGUCAGCAGGCUAUCGUCACCCGCAUCUCCCACGACAUCGGCCUCAUGAACACACUCUUCUGCCUCUUCUGCUUCUUUGUAGGCUGUGAUCUCGGCUGCUGCUUGAUUCCCUGUAUGAUUGACGACCUCAAGGAUGUGACACACACCUGCCCUUACUGUAAGGGCUACAUUUAUACAUACAAGCGUAUAUGCUAACCACGGACAGCUGGAUGCCACAGAGACAAGUACAUGCACACACAUAAACCCACAGUGCCCCCUGCUGGUAGUGACAGGCUUCUCCCCUCCGCACCCCUCUACAUUUUUGCAAAGUGUUGUGUAGCCCUCUUAAAUUGUAAGUGAAGUUUUCUCAUUAGUUCACAGCAUAUUUCCUGUAUAUACGGUUCAGCAUACUUCUCUCAUGCAUUUGAAAUGUACAGUUCUCUGACUUAAGCGCAGUAGGUGAAGGCGCCCCACAGAGGCACAGGUAAAUUUGUGAUGUUUCGCAUGCGGGAAAAAAAGGGAAAAAAACAAAACACAAAACUGCCUCUGUUAGAGAACGCUGUGAAAAUGUCACUUUAUUUGAAUUCAUCUGUGAAUUUUGCUCUAUAGCAAGUGUAUUCAGACAUGGGUUAAUUUUUAUCUUUGAUUUCAGAUAUUUAAUUCAUUAUUUUAACCCUUGUAUGGUGUUCGGGUCUGUGAGACCCGUUUUCAGUUUUUUUCAAAAGAAAAAUUAAACAAUUAAUAAUUUAUUCAACCUGAAAUUCAUUGGCUUUGGCUCAUUUUCUGUGAAGAACAUAAAUCCAAACAAAUUUUCAAUGACUGCAUACUGUAGCUCCCCCCACGCAUUUACAUUACAUACAAGGUGUUCGGGUCCAUUGGACCCAGGUCUAAUAAAAGUAUUGAAAGUGUAGGUCCUGUGUUCUCACACUCUGUUUUCCUCCUUUCUGGUGCUGCUGCUACUGUUUUCUUCUCCUCCCGCUCCCGCACAAAGUUGCCACAUUAUUGAAAAUUCAACUAUCAACACCGUCUGCUCUUACAUUCCCGCACAUUUUACCCUCUUUCUUGAGGGAUCCAAAUUUUAUUUUCUCAUACCCUGUCCCACCUGCAAAUUAGGGGCAUCAUACUAUAAAUAAGACUUUGCCAGUGUGGUUCCUUAUCACAACUGAUCAAGAUGGCCAAAAUAUUAUCUGCUGCAAGGGCCUUAUUGAUUUUGGAAGAGAGAGGAGCUUCUGAUGAUGAUGUCGAGGAAGAGGUUUCAGAAUAUGAGGAUCACAUUUUUGAAAAUUCAGAGUCUGACAGUGACUUUGAAGAAGAGGAUGAGAUUGAGCACCAUUUAGUAACAAAACAAAGAUGAGUACCCCAUCAGCAGCCAGCUCCAGGACCAGAACAAGCCCACCAGACAGCAAGUGAAGAAAUAUGGAUGUAAAAAAAUGGUGAAAUUGAAUGAUCUUCUUGCCCAAGAAAUGAGCCACCCUGCAGAGCUGCUAAUGCGAUAAGGAUGCAACCAGGGCCAACACGGCUGGCAGUUACUCAUGUGCAGGACAUCAAGUCUUCAUUUGAGCUUUUCAUCCCAGA